GCCUUUGUAUAAAAUUAGGCCACUUUUUAAAAACAAAAUAUUCAAAAUAUAAAGUAUUUUCUCACGUAUGUAAAGUGUCGUUUGUUUACAACAGGAGGAAGCUUGUCCAUCUCAGUUGCGGUUUAUCUGUCGACUGUGAACUUUUGUAUGUGAGGGAAGUUUUUCCCUCGUUUUCUCUGGAAAGGAAUUGCGGUGCAGAAGAAUUAAUACGCUCCAAAUUUGAAGUUGGUAAGGUAGAAUGAAUGUCUUCAAACAGUAAGAACCUCAGCAAAUUCAAAUUACUCCAUCUUUUCAAAAGCUUAAACCAUCUAAAGCAGAUUCACUCUUCCCUCAUCAUUCAUGACCUCUCACGGGACACCUUCUUUCUUACCAAACUCCUCCAUGCUCUUGCUGUCUAUCAUGCCUCCCAGCUCGCCUACUGUUCACUUCUGUUCCAACAAAUUGAAAAGCCCACCAUCUAUCAAUGGAAUACCAUUAUCAAAGGCUUCUCUAUCAGUUCUCAACCCCGUUUUUCUUUUGUUUUCUAUACAAGAAUGCGCCAAAACGGUGUAUGUCCAGAUAAACACACAUUUCCUUUACUUUUCAAGUCGUUUUCAAAGUUGAAAAAUGAAAACCCAUUUCAGUUUUAUACUCAUAUUGUUAAGUACGGAUUGGAAUUUAACAAUUUUGUUAGAAAUUCUUUGAUCACUGCUUUAGCAACCGGUGGUUAUAUUGCGUCUGCACGUCAAGUGUUUGAUGAAAGUCCACAAAGAGAUUCCAUUACUUGGACUGCGAUGAUUGAUGGGUAUACUAGAAAUGGUUUUCCUGCUGAAGGACUAAAGUGUUUCAAGCAGAUGAGAUCAAUGGGUUUGAAGGUCGACGAGGUAACCGUUGUAAGUGCUCUUAGUGCAGCUGGAAUGACUGGUGAUAUUUGGUUUGGGAGAUGGGUUCAUGGGUUUUAUGUAGAACAAUUAAGAGUGAAAUGCGAUGUUUUUGUUGGCAGUGCUCUUGUAGAUAUGUACUCAAAAUGCGGUUAUUAUGAUGAAGCCCGUAGAGUUUUUGAUGUAAUGCCGAUAAAAAAUGUUGUUUCUUGGAGUGCAUUGAUAGCUGGUUAUGUGCAAUGCAAUAGGUUCAAAGAUGCAUUACUUCUCUUUCAAGACAUGCUAAUGGCUGAUGUAAGACCUAACCAAUCUACUUUGACUUGUGUUCUCACUGCUUCUGCCCAACUUGGCGCGUUGGAUCAAGGAAGGUGGGUGCAUCAUUAUAUAGAUAGGAAUUUUUUAGGAAUGAAUUCAAUAACUGGAACGGCACUAAUAGACAUGUAUGCAAAGUGUGGUUGUGUUGGUGAGGCUCUUCUGGUUUUUCAUAAGUUGCCAGUGAAAAAUGUGUACACUUGGACUGCCAUGAUUAAUGCGUUGGCAAUGCAUGGGGAUGCCUUAAGCGCCUUGAAUCUCUUCUAUCGCAUGUCAAGUAGUGGAGUUCAACCAAAUGGAGUUACCUUCAUUGGUGUACUUAGUGCCUGUGCUCAUGGAGGUCUUGUAGACGAGGGACGUAGAUUGUUUGAGAUGAUGAGACAUAUAUAUCAUCUGGAGCCAAAUGUUGAUCAUUAUGGUUGUAUGGUUGAUCUACUUGGUCGGGCAGGGUACUUAGAUGAAGCAAGAAAAUUGAUUGAAGAAAUGCCAAUGGAGCCUACACCCGGUGUAUGGGGAGCUUUGUUUGGUGCAUGUAUGAUCCACAAGGCCUUUGAUUUAGGAGAAUAUGUGGGCAAACAUUUAAUCCGCCUUCAGCCUAAUCAUAGUGGUCGAUAUGCGCUUUUAGCAAACAUGUACUCAGCAUAUGAUAGAUGGGAUGCUGCUGCAUAUGUAAGGAAGAUUAUGAAAGGAAAAGGCAUUGAGAAGAAACCUGGAUUUAGCUGGAUAGAAGUGAAUGGCUUAAUCCACGAGUUCAUCGCCUUUGAUGGAUCUCAUUCUGAAUCUAGUUAUUUAUAUGAGAUGUUAGACAACAUCAUGGUUCAGUUGAAGCUUGCUGAUCAUCUGCAAGAAACUAUGUUAUUGACAGCCGAGACUGAAUGAACAAACUAGGUAAACAAUUUUUUAUUCUUAAAUUUUAGGUGAGCUCUGGAUAUCAAAAUCAAAUUAAUUCAAGAAACUUGAACUGAAAUACUUAAUCUUUGGCUUACACUA
Jatropha curcas is the source of this 2162-nucleotide messenger RNA. RefSeq names its product Pentatricopeptide repeat (PPR) superfamily protein. Lineage: Eukaryota; Viridiplantae; Streptophyta; Magnoliopsida; Malpighiales; Euphorbiaceae. Gene Ontology annotation, molecular function: protein binding; RNA binding. Gene Ontology annotation, biological process: RNA modification. The record is from RefSeq and is a predicted model, not a curated record.